CAUUUCAUUCCUAUGUCCAUCCUGCGAUCGAUCAUGUUUACGGUGUCGGUUUUGUUUUCCUUUUUGCUACUGUUAAACUGUACGAUCGGAGCAACGGCAAACGGUGUGAAGGUGACAAUAAAAAAUGGACCCAUUGUUGGUGAGCAGCGUAAAAAUUACUUCGCCUUCGAGGGGCUACCGUACGCGAAGGCACCGAUCGGUGCGCGCCGAUUCGCAGCACCGCAACCGUACGACGAUCGGUGGCACGAGCCAAGAAAUGCGACCCAUGUUGGUCCCGUGUGUAUGCAGUGGAGCCAUCUGAAACCGGGCGACGAUAAGCUGGAGGGCGAAGAAGACUGCCUGUUUGUGAACGUGUACACUCCCGAUCUGGCACCGAGUGAGCCGCUCCCGACGGUGGUGUUCCUGCACGGCGGUGCGUUCAUGUACGGCGGCGGAGGCUUCUUUCAGCCCGAUUUCCUGCUCUCGCGCUCACUGCUUCUGGUCACGGUGAACUAUCGACUCGGACCACUCGGAUUUCUCAGCACCGAAGAUGACGUGAUUGCGGGCAAUUUUGGGCUGAAAGAUCAACGAGCGGCACUGCAGUGGGUAAAGAAAAACAUAAAGUAUUUCGGUGGCAAUCCGACCCGGAUCACCCUGUCCGGCUUUUCGGCCGGUUCGGCCAGUGUGCACUUGCACUAUCUUUCGCCUCUCUCGUGGGACCUCUUUCACCGUGGCAUCGGUCACAGUGGGUCGGCUUUCAAUCCCUGGGCAAUGAUGGAGAGGGCACCGGAAAAGGCCAGAUCGAUUGCGUCCGGCGUUGGAUGUGCCUUCAACGAGAGUCAAACGAUGCUGGAAUGUUUAAGAAACCGUGCAGCAGAAGACAUCGUGCGGCAAGUGGCAACAUUGCAAGACUUUCUAUACAAUCCGUUUUCGCCCCUCGGAGUGGUGGUAGAGAUGCGUGGCCCACGUAACCCGGAACCGUUUCUUUCCGAACAUCCCCGUGCCCUGACCCGGAAGGGAAAGUUUAGCCGAGUUCCGCUGCUGCUGUCCGUUACUGAAGCGGAAGGACUGUACCCGGCUGCUGAGUUUGUUAGCAACGCAAGCUAUUUGCAGCAAAUCGACGAACGGUGGAACGAACUGUUGCCAAGCAUUUUGGACUACAAGUAUGCCGUGACGGACCGUCAUUGGCGAAAUGCGCUGUCGACAGGGAUCAGAGCACACUACUUGGGAUCGGAAAGUCUGCACGAGCAAAACUAUCGUCAGUUUGUGAAGAUGAUCUCCAACCGCCUCUUCUUUGUGGGCGUAACGGAAAUGGUUAAACUAAUGCAACGGCAUAUUUCGGUCUACUUGUACUUUGACCAAUACAAAGCGUCCUAUGGCUUGGGAGAGGCAAUGUCUGGCUCCAGCGCCAAUCUGGGCAUCGCUCACGGGGAAGAUUUACUGCUCAUCCUGCCGAGUAGCUUACGCAACGGAACGCCGUACACCGGAGAGGAAAUGGAGAUGGUCUCCAAGUUCGUAGACCUGUACGAAUCAUUUGCCUACGGACUUCAGCCUCGCUUCGGAGACUGUGAAAUGCACCCCCAAAAGAGUGCUGCGCAAUUAACCUAUUUGGCAAUCAACUACCCAAACAGCACCACCGUAACGAAGGAGUUCCUAAGCGAUGAAGCAUUUUGGAACUUGCUGGAUUUUAACGACGCACCCAAAAAGGCACAAGAAGACAGUGACGAAGAAGAGGAUUCAGAGGACGAUUCAGAUGAGGAAGAAAGCCCCGCAGAGAAGCCAGCGACCAAGCCGCAGCAGCAGGGACAGAAGCGUAAGGCCGCCGAACCGGCCGACGAUGAUGACGAUGACGAUGAUGACGAUGAAGAGGAAGAUGACGAAGACACCGAAGUGAAAGCGCCGGCCAAGAACGCCAGUUUCGGUAAAUCGGACGGAAAGAACAAGCAGACAAACAAAAUGGUCAACGGUAAAGCUCCUGUAGUGAAUGGGGUUGCUAAAACUAACUCAAAGUUAGUAAUGAAUGGUCAUCCUGCGAAGAAACAGAAACCAAGUGGUUCAUCCAGUGACGAUAGUACAUCUGAGGAAGAAUCGAUCCCAAGUAGAGCCGUCCCAAAACCUGUUGCGGGUUCGGCGAAGAAAAAAGGAGAAUCAUCGGAUGAUAGUUCGGAGGACGAAGCGGCCAAAAAGCCUCCAGUUAAGGCCACUCCAGCGAAGGCUGCUCCAAAACCUACUGCGGUAGCGAAAAAGAAGGAAGAAUCGUCGGACAGUUCCGAAGAUAGCUCGGAGGACGAAGCGGCGAAAAAGGCCCCAGUUAAGGCCACUCCAGCGAAGGCUGCUCCAAAACCUACUGCAGUAGUGAAAAAGAAGGAAGAAUCGUCGGACAGUUCCGAAGAUAGCUCGGAGGACGAAGCGGCGAAAAAGGCCCCAGUUAAGGCCACUCCAGCGAAGGCUGCUCCAAAACCGGCUGCGGCUGUAGCGAAAAAGAAGGAAGAGUCAUCGGAUGAUAGUUCCGAAGAUAGCUCGGAGGACGAAGCGGCGAAAAAGGCCCCAGUUAAGGCCACUCCAGCGAAGGCUGCUCCAAAACCGGCUGCGGCUGUAGCGAAAAAGAAGGAAGAGUCAUCGGAUGAUAGUUCCGAUGAUAGUUCGGAGGACGAAGCGGCGAAAAAGGCCCCAGUUAAGGCCACUCCAGCGAAGGCUGCUCCAAAACCUACUGCAGUAGCGAAAAAGAAGGAAGAAUCGUCGGACAGUUCCGAAGAUAGCUCGGAGGACGAAGCGGCGAAAAAGGCCCCAGUUAAGGCCACUCCAGCGAAGGUUGCUCCAAAACCUACUGCAGUAGCAAAAAAGAAGGAAGAAUCGUCAGACAGUUCCGAAGAUAGCUCGGAGGACGAAGCGGCGAAAAAGGCCCCAGUUAAGGCCACUCCAGCGAAGGCUGCUCCAAAACCUACUGCGGUAGCGAAAAAGAAGGAAGAAUCGUCGGACAGUUCCGAAGAUAGCUCGGAGGACGAAGCGGCGAAAACGGCCCCAGUUAAGGCCACUUCAGCGAAGGCUGCUCCAAAACCGGCUGCGGCUGUAGUGAAAAAGAAGGAAGAGUCAUCGGAUGAUAGUUCCGAUGAUAGUUCGGAGGACGAAGCGGCGAAAAAGGCCCCAGUUAAGGCCACUCCAGCGAAGGCUGCUCCAAAACCGGCUGCGGCUGUAGCGAAAAAGAAGGAAGAGUCAUCGGAUGAUAGUUCCGAUGAUAGUUCGGAGGACGAAGCGGCGAAAAAGGCCCCAGUUAAGGCCACUCCAGCGAAGGCUGCUCCAAAACCUACUGCAGUAGCCAAAAAGAAGGAAGAAUCGUCGGACAGUUCCGAAGAUAGCUCGGAGGACGAAGCGGCGAAAAAGGCCCUAGUUAAGGCCACUCCAGCGAAGGCUGCUCCAAAACCUACUGCAGUAGCGAAAAAGAAGGAAGAAUCGUCGGACAGUUCCGAAGAUAGCUCGGAGGACAAAGCGGCGAAAAAGGCCCCAGUUAAGGCCACUCCAGCGAAGGCUACUCCAAAACCGGCUGCGGCUGUAGCGAAAAAGAAGGAAGAGUCAUCGGAUGAUAGUUCCGAUGAUAGUUCGGAGGACGAAGCGGCCAAAAAGCCUUCAGUUAAGGCCACUCCAGCGAAGGCUGCUCCAAAACCUACUGUAGUAGCGAAAAAGAAGGAAGAAUCGUCGGACAGUUCCGAAGAUAGCUCGGAGGACGAAGCGGCGAAAAAGGCCCCAGUUAAGGCCACUCCAGCGAAAGCUGUUGCAAAACCUGCUGCGGUCGUAGCGAAAAAGAAGGAAGAGUCAUCGGAUGAUAGUUCUGAUGAUAGUUCCGAGGACGAAGCGGCGAAAAAGGCUCCAGCGAAGGCUGCUCCAAAACCUGCUGUGGCCGUGGCGAAAAAGAAGGAAGAAUCGUCGGACAGUUCGGAGGACGAAGCGCCCAAAAAGGCUCCAGUCAAGGCCACUCCAGCGAAGGCUACUCCAAAACCCGCUGCAGCCGUAGCGAAAAAGAAGGAAGAGUCAUCGGAUGAUAGUUCCGAUGAUAGUUCAGAGGACGAAGCGGCGAAAAAGGCUCCAGUUAAGACCACUCCAGCGAAGGCCGCUCCGAAACCCGUUGCAGUAGCGAAAAAGAAGGAAGAAUCGUCAGACAGUUCCGAAGAUAGCUCGGAGGACGAAGCGCCCAAAAGGGCUCCAGUUAAGGCCACUCCAGCGAAGGCUGCUCCAAACCCUGCUGCGGGCGUAGCGAAAAAGAAGGAAGAGUCAUCGGAUGAUAGUUCCGAUGAUAGUUCGGAGGACGAAGCGGCGAAAAAAAUUCCAGCGAAGGCUGCUCCAAAACCUACUGCGGCUGUGGCGAAAAAGAAGGAAGAAUCGUCGGACAGUUCCGAUGACAGUUCGGAGGAGGAAGCGGCGAAAAAGUCGCCAGUGACUCCAAAGCCUGAAGCUGCUAAAAAGAGGAAAGCGCCAUCAGAUGAUAGUUCCGAUGAUAGUUCUGAGAAUGAAGAUCAUAAACCAGCCACAGCUCAACCGGCUCCUAAACUAGGACAGAAACGUAAAGUGGAGGACAGCCAUGCGAACAGUCAUGAAACACCUCCGGCAAAAAAGCAAAAUAAUUACAGCAACUUCGUACGAUCCAGUGAACAGUGGAACGGUCAGAACGAAACGCCUACAAAUAAGACAAAUCACACGCAUUUGAACGGAAGCAGUAGUGGCAAAAAAUCCUUCACCAAUAGCGACGAGCGCCGAGGCGUAAACCGAUUUCGACGCGUGAAAGAAGAGGAAAUUAAUGUCGAUGAACGAUUAGCGAACAACUCUUACGAAGCUAAGAUCAACGCUCGCGGUUCUUUCGGUGAACGGGCCAACGAAAUCCUUAAGCACACGAAAGGAAAAUCGUUCCGCCACGAGAAGACGAAAAAGAAACGCUCCGGGUACCGUGGCGGUUUGAUCGAUAUGUCGGUUAAUUCGAUCAAGUUCGAUGAGUAGAAGCGCAUAUUCAAUUUAUUUAUAGUUUCGACUGUAAGAAAAUAUUACUAGGCAUACGAACCAUAAGAAGACACGAUUAACAUCUCAACACUUUAAAGAUGGAAUUGCUUUACGGGUCUUGGACGGUAUUUGCGCCAAACAAAAAGCGGCGCGAUAACGGAAAGUACACAUCAAGUGGCUGAAAAUCUUACGUAUGUAAUUACGUACAAUGCAAGCUGUUGUGCUAUCGCCUGUGUUUGAUAGAUCGUAAGCGAUUGUCCUAAUACCCGCAAACAUGAAUGUUCAUAUAAAUAUACAAAAUAUAUAAUUUUA
Anopheles cruzii is the source of this 5277-nucleotide messenger RNA. RefSeq names its product nucleolar protein dao-5-like. The record is from RefSeq and is a predicted model, not a curated record. Gene Ontology annotation, cellular component: nucleolus; nucleoplasm. Bases 13 to 4965 code for a protein of 1650 amino acids. NCBI's taxonomy places the organism in Eukaryota, Metazoa, Arthropoda, Insecta, Diptera, Culicidae. The transcript is spliced from 6 exons.